GGGCUCGCGGCGAAAAAUAAAUAAAAUAAAGAAAACGGCAGGAGCGGCUCCAGCCGGCGGCGGCAGCGGCGGCGGCAGCAGGGCAGCGGCGGCGGCGGCAGCCGAGGCGGAGGCAGGCGGCAGGCAGGGUCCCCUCGCUCCCCGCUCGCCCCCGGCGCCCGGCCGGCCGCCUCCCCCCCGCCCCCCGCCUCUCUCCCCGGCAGCCCGCAGCGAGACGCGCCGCUCCCCAGCACUUUUUUGGGCCCGAGAUAUGGCAAUGGUAGUUAGCAGCUGGCGAGAUCCGCAGGAAGACGUGGCCGGGGGCACCCCGAGCGGCCCCAACCCCGCCGCGGCGCAGCCGGCCCGGGAGCAGCCGCCCCAGCAGCAGCAGGGGGGUUCGGCCGCCCCGCACACCCCGCAGACCCCCAGCCAGCCGGGACCCCCCUCCACGCCGGGCACGGCCGGGGACAAGGGAGCGGGCCAGCAAGGCUCGGGGCAGAGCCAGCAGCACAUCGAGUGCGUGGUGUGCGGGGACAAGUCCAGCGGCAAGCACUACGGCCAGUUCACCUGCGAGGGCUGCAAAAGUUUCUUCAAGAGGAGCGUCCGCAGGAACUUAACUUACACAUGCCGCGCCAACAGGAACUGUCCCAUCGACCAGCACCACCGCAACCAGUGCCAGUACUGCCGCCUCAAGAAGUGCCUCAAAGUGGGCAUGAGGCGGGAAGCGGUUCAGCGAGGAAGGAUGCCGCCCACCCAACCCAACCCCGGCCAGUACGCCCUGACCAACGGCGACCCCCUGAACGGCCACUGCUAUCUCUCGGGAUACAUCUCCCUGCUGCUGCGGGCCGAGCCCUACCCCACCUCCCGCUACGGCAGCCAGUGCAUGCAACCCAACAACAUCAUGGGCAUCGAGAACAUCUGCGAGCUGGCCGCCCGCCUGCUCUUCAGCGCCGUCGAGUGGGCCCGCAACAUCCCCUUCUUCCCCGACCUGCAGAUCACCGACCAGGUGGCCUUGCUGCGGCUCACCUGGAGCGAGCUCUUCGUCCUCAACGCUGCCCAGUGCUCCAUGCCCCUCCAUGUGGCCCCGCUCCUGGCCGCCGCCGGCCUCCACGCCUCCCCCAUGUCGGCCGACCGCGUCGUCGCCUUCAUGGACCACAUCCGCAUCUUCCAGGAGCAGGUGGAGAAGCUGAAGGCGCUGCACGUCGAUUCGGCCGAGUACAGCUGCCUGAAAGCCAUCGUCCUCUUCACCUCAGACGCCUGCGGCCUGUCGGAUGCAGCCCACAUCGAAAGCCUGCAGGAGAAAUCUCAGUGCGCGCUGGAGGAGUACGUGCGGAGCCAGUACCCCAACCAACCCAGCCGCUUCGGGAAGCUGCUGCUGCGGCUGCCCUCCCUGCGCACCGUCUCCUCCUCCGUCAUCGAGCAGCUCUUCUUCGUCCGCUUGGUAGGUAAAACCCCCAUCGAAACCCUCAUCAGGGAUAUGCUACUGUCGGGGAGCAGCUUCAACUGGCCUUACAUGUCCAUCCAGUGCUCCUAGAGCCCGGCCCGCACCCCCCCCGGCAGAGACGCGGCGGAGCGGCGGAGGCGGGAGCGCUCGCAACCGAGGGGCAGUCGGGGUGCGGGGAGGGGAGGGGGUGUGUGUGCGUGUGUGUGUGUGUGAGGGGGUGGGGGGGGGCCGUGGGAGGGAGAGGGGGGGGACAGUGAACAAAAGAAAGGGCCGAGUAGGAGCAGAGGUGUGGCCGUGGUGGGGAGAAGGACGGACCUCGCGUCCGUGGAGGUUGUGGUGUUUCGCGCCUUUUUUUUUUUUUUUUUUGGCCUUUUUUUUGGGGGGGUGGGGUUGGUUUUUUUUUUUGUUUUGUUUUGUUUCUUUUUCCCGGAGAGGAGGGGGGGGGGGAAAUAAAUAAAUAAUAAUAAUAAAAGAGGCAAAAAAGCAAAAAAAAAAAAUUAAAAAAAAAAAAAAAAAAAAAAAAAUAUGAGUAUUGAGGGGAUAUUAAUCAAACCUGAAGGGGAUACUGGAUCUUCCAGGAUUUAUUGUGGACUGUUGUUGAUAUAUGCUGUACAGUAACAAACAAAACAAAACGCGUUGAAACUGAACUGAACCUUGUGUAGAAUGAAAAACAAACAAGCAAACAAACAAACAAAAAAAAUUCCACGCGCAAACACUUACCACGAGCAUUGUUACUCAUUUUGUAAAAUAUUAGUCUUUAUUUUCAUUUUUUGUAAAACUUAAAACAUCGUAUGCGCAUAAAGGAAAAAAAAAAAGAAACGAGAAUUAGGGGAAAAUAACAUUUUCCAAAUAAUUAUAAAAAAAAUUGUCCUGUGUCUAUGUAUCUAUAUCUGUUUUGUAUUUUUUUCUGGUUCCAAACCAGGUUUCCUGUGAUUCUAUACUAAUAAUUUUUGAUAUAACCCUUUGCUUCUUAUAAUGAGUGCGAUAUAUGUUGUCGAAGCUGUUCUUCAAGAAUUAAAAUUGAAGUGAGAAUUUAAACAAAAAUAAAAGAAUUUAGCAAAAAAAAUCAACUUAUCACCCCACAACCCAUGAGUCUUGUUGCUUGAAACAUGCCAACAGUUCACCAAAAAAAACCCCAACAACAACAACAACAAAACAACAACAACAAAAAAAAACAACAAAAAAACAACGAAACAAAAAAAAAAAAAAAGGACAAAAAAAACCUCCCUGGACUUUUAACUCCUGUACUGGUGUUAAAAGGGAGAAGCUAAAAAAUACUUGUGAGGGGUAACCAAGUUGUGUAAACCACGUGAUGUUCCAAAACUGACUUGACCGUGUAAGCUUAGGGCUGAGCUGUCGAGGCCUAGGAAGAGGGAGCGGGAGGCACGGCGCGAUGCCGUCGGUGACCUCGCCUUGCUGGGGCUGCGCAGCAGACCCUCCACCAAGGCUGAUGGGCCUGUCAUGCUGGCCUACCCUUUUUUGACACACCUUUUCCCAUCAGCUGGAGUUUCUGCCAAGUUCACACCUUGCUGCUUGCUCUUAGGCACCAUGGGCAUGGAUUGAAGUCACCGUAUGCCACCGUUGCUGCGCGCGCGGUGGGAGGCAUACUGUACGCAUGGGUCCCGCUUGUUGCAGGCAUGGUGGCUUUUUGCUUUUGGGGGCUUGGGGUGGGUGGGUUUUUCUUUGCUUCUUUUCUCUUCUUUUCCACCCCAAGGGCUCGCAGACCCCAGCGUGUGCUCCGACGUGCACGCCUUGCGCUUGCUGUCAGCCAAAACAUCCCUCUCGCUGUUUCUCCUGACUCCAGUCGCUGCGCGUGGAGGGUAUUCCCAGCCCAUUAAUAUAGAAAUCCAACUGGAUGCUUGCUCGUUGGGUGGCGAGCCAGCGUGUUUCGUGUCUGUGCUCGCCUGCCAUGGCCACGCGCAAAACACGGGCUGUGGCCCCCCCGCACCAUGGCUGCCCACCGCAGGGGCCCGAGCUCUGUGCCAAAAGCCCCGCUUCUUUUCGGCUCGUCCUUUUUUGCAAAGAAAAUUAAAAAUCGUUUCUGUAAUGGAGCUCCUUUGAAGGUAAAGGCUUCACAAUGCUUCUAGCUGGUGGUGCAGAUCUCUGUAACAGCUUUCAGUGCAUUAAUGUUUUAUAGGAUCUGAGACGGAGCUGUAAGAACACAUACUACCAAGGGAGCUCUUUCUUAACGUAUUAAUAAAGCUGGAUCUUUAAAAAUAACAUUCCCCCCCGCACGCAGACACCUCCCGUGCCCUCCAAACAAGCCCGGAUGAGGCAGGCUUUUCAGUUUGUGGAGUCAUGGGCAAUGUUUUCCUUUUAAUUUGCUGUCCUCCAUACUCUCCUUCUCCCUCUCCCCCCCACCCCUCCUCUCUCUCUUUCUUUUUUUUUUUUUUUUUUUGCAUUAACAAGAUCCUUCAAUCCAACCCGCUUGGGGUUUUUAAUAUUCUAGGCGCAGCAGAUCCGAGGCGAGAGCAGCUCUAUACAGUAGGCACUUAUAGCUGGAUAAUCAACAUUGCGGGCAGAUCCUCUAUGGGGGCAGAGCCCCAAUUCAGGAUGGAGAAGCGGCCUGUAUUCAUAGGUGCUGGGUGGGGGCACAGGGGGGAACGGAUGAUUUCAGACCUGGGCACACAAGGACGGGAAUUAGACAGACAGACAGACAGACACCCUCCCUUUUCUCAGUCGCAUGGACACUGCAUAGGCGACAGCUUUGUUCCUCACCCUGGUUGCCUUUGCCGGGCAGAGGGGGUCCAGCAGCCCCUACGGGCUGCCAGUGGGGAGCGAGUGGGGAUGCUCAGCCCCCCAAGAGGUGCUGAAGAAGCUCUUCAGCAUUGCUUUUUGGUGGGAUGGGUGACUGGGGACCCAGCUGGAUUAGCAGUUAAAAACAGAAACAAACAAGCAAACAAACAACAAAAAAAACCAAACCAAAAAAAAAACAACCCACAAAACAAAAAAACCCAAAAAAACAACAAAACAGCAAAAAAAAAACCAACAAAAAAAAUAAACCAAACAAAUGGGGAUAUCGGAAGAGAAAGACAGGUCUCGGUUUCUUCCAAUGAGAUGUAAAUAUAUUCAUUACAGUGUUAUCCCACUGAUGAAAACAGAUAAACUUUUUCGUAGGUCAGAAACGUAUUUUUCAAUUAAUUUUCAUAUUUAUGAAUAAUAAUAACCCACCGAUUGCCAAGAAACUUGCAGGUGUAGAGGAGGUGUACGAGAUGCACUUAUUUCCAUGUAUGUGCCUAGAAAGAAGUGUUUCAAUCCCUUAUUAAACUUUGCUUAUAAGA
Molecule: messenger RNA, 4704 nt
Organism: Aquila chrysaetos chrysaetos
Lineage: Eukaryota; Metazoa; Chordata; Aves; Accipitriformes; Accipitridae
Gene: NR2F1
Product: nuclear receptor subfamily 2 group F member 1
Exons: 3
Coding region: 251-1513 (420 amino acids)
Biological process (GO): cell differentiation; negative regulation of transcription by RNA polymerase II; anatomical structure development
Molecular function (GO): nuclear receptor activity; RNA polymerase II cis-regulatory region sequence-specific DNA binding; zinc ion binding
Source: RefSeq, a predicted model, not a curated record